AUGAACGAGGAAUUUCUGGCAGCUCCGCUUGUCAUGAAGCCUACAAGGAUAUACAACUACACCCAGCUGAUAGCAUGCCUCAAGGCGAAGCAGCAGAAGCUGUCGAAGUACAAGGCCUCGAUCCAGCCAACGCCUCUUAGGAAUGUUCUCAAGCCCAAGCAAUGCCGGUUUGAAGUAGAGGACACGGUUAAUGGGUUUUUGCACGAGAAACUCAGGUCCAGGCAGAGAGAACAUGAAAAGUCUGUGGGGCGGGUCUUUUCCCAAUCCGUUAAGAGGCACAUCAAGGAGUUGAAGAGAGAAAACGACCUUUUUGUUGUUGGAAGCAGCAAGAUCAGUGGAAAGGUCAAGAUCUUAGAGGAGGUGUUCGACAAGGAACCCGAGGAUAAGGAGGGCGGCCGGGCGUCUGAGAUGGCUGCGAAAAGCAAGUAUUUUGAUGAUGCCUUUCUGUUUGACAUGUACAUGUUUCUCAGUCGCCAGCAGCCUUCUGAGGGCUUUGAGCAAGAGAUCAAGUUCCUUGGGGAUGAGUAUUUCAGGUACGUCGAAAGGUUUCUAAAGGAAAAUGCAGACAAGAUCAAGACGCCGCUUCGGGGAGACGAAGAGAAGAUUUCAGCCUUUACCAGGCUUCGAUACAACAGGGAGGAGUAUGGGCUUGAGGUGUAUGAGGGCCGAUACAUGUUUGCAGAGCUGUACACUCUUUUCAGAUGUGGGCUUAUAGAUUCCGUAAAAGGCCUUCUCGAGAAGUUCCAUGUUUUCUUUGAGCACAUCUCUCACAGGUUCAAGGCAAGUUUUGGAGGCUGGCUUGUCACAAAGACAAAGCCUGCUGUCCCCGUAAAGAUAGGUGGCUGUGACGAUCUUUUCAAGGCGUUUCUCCUUGGGCUGAUGGACGAAAGCAGCCGGAGAACGGACGAGCGAAUUAUCGGAAGCAUUGAGGACUUUCUAUGGAUGCAUCUGAUAUCCAUCAGUGGAAGGGAAUCCGCCGGUGCGAUUCUGAAGAUGUUCAGAAACUACCAAAAUGCGAAAGGGCUUUUCCUUGCAUAUGUAAUGCUAAAGGACUACGACGGAGCCAUGAGCUUGAUGUUCAAAGGGGACUUCCAAAUAAUCCCGUCCUACUUCAUAAUGAAGGCCCUCUGCCCAAGAUGCACAAACAAAAAGGUGUUUGUGGACUUUGUAUUCCUUGCGGCAAGCAGAUUCACGUCGACACAGAGGAAGGUUGAGUUGAUAAGCUCUCUGAAGCCUACAAUAGAGGGGUACUAUGAAGUGGUUCCUGAGAUGGUAAUCAAGAUGGGCAUGUAUGACGUGCUUGGAAUUGAGUCUGGAGCUUUCUUGUACCUCGACAAGAAGAUCAACCAGAGGGUUGUUGAGAUAUUGAAGGGAAAGAACGAAAAGAAGAAGUUAAUCAAGCUAUACUACCUAAUUGAUGAUGAGGCUCUGGUUGUGAAUCUGAUCAACGAGGCCAUUACGGAAGCGAUUCUUUCCGACACAGAUAUCGACGAGUAUCUCGAGAUCAUUGAGUACUACGAGAGGAUGGAGUGCACAAAACAGAUCAGGACGAUGUCUGCACUGAAGAGGUUCUAUCUGUUCAAGAGAGAUCCGCAGCCCUCCACCCUCGCGGCAACCCCACUGCUCGACCCAGACUUCGAUCUUGGUAAUUUCAGGUAUGUGAUUGAGAAGAUCUUCAAGUCGGCAUGUGAUGUUGUUGAAAAGGCGGGGGACAACGAGAUGGCGAGGACAUUGUUCAAGCUCUGUGGGGUCCUAGGGCUUGGGGACGAGAUGUCCAGCUAUGCAAACAGACAUCUUGUGCUUCUUAUAUAA
This is a messenger RNA of Encephalitozoon cuniculi GB-M1, 1812 nucleotides long. RefSeq lists its product as uncharacterized. NCBI's taxonomy places the organism in Eukaryota, Fungi, Microsporidia, Unikaryonidae. The record is from RefSeq and is marked provisional. The transcript has a single exon. Bases 1 to 1812 code for a protein of 603 amino acids. Gene Ontology annotation, molecular function: structural constituent of nuclear pore. Gene Ontology annotation, cellular component: nuclear pore.